This is a messenger RNA of Drosophila santomea, 153 nucleotides long. RefSeq lists its product as uncharacterized. The record is from RefSeq and is a predicted model, not a curated record. The coding region runs from base 1 to 153 and encodes 50 amino acids. The transcript has a single exon. Lineage: Eukaryota; Metazoa; Arthropoda; Insecta; Diptera; Drosophilidae.
AUGUGGGAAAAUCGUCGUCACUUGUCAGUACACGCCCACCUCGAACAACCCCUGAUUCCCAUCAAAGUGUUAAAACACAAUGAGCCCAUAGCACACACAAUUGUUGCCAAUCUGAAGAUCCUCUCAUCUCCAGAAGCGGAUUGCCCAUGCUAA